Drosophila erecta is the source of this 797-nucleotide messenger RNA. It is a transcript of the gene Damm, whose product is annotated as caspase-6. Lineage: Eukaryota; Metazoa; Arthropoda; Insecta; Diptera; Drosophilidae. Bases 39 to 788 code for a protein of 249 amino acids. The transcript is spliced from 5 exons. The record is from RefSeq and is a predicted model, not a curated record. Gene Ontology annotation, biological process: proteolysis. Gene Ontology annotation, molecular function: cysteine-type endopeptidase activity.
GUAUUGCUCAGUAUACUUUGGAUCGGCGAACAAGAAACAUGUAUCUUCCCGAUAGAACAGAACAUCAGAAAAUAGAAAGGCUUUAUGAACGCAAGGACGGCAACGUAGUACCAGGCAAUGGCUUUAAUUUCAAUAAAAAACAUACGCCGCCAGUGGUGUACAUUUUCAAUCAUGAGAAUUUCUCUGAUCCAAAAUUGAAUCGAAGUGGUAGCUCAAGGGAUGUUGAAGCUCUUCGGAAAACAUUUAAAAGCCUGAAUUGUAGGGUUGAAGUAAUUUCUAACCCAGCGUUGUCGAAUGUUAAACUCAAAGUUCAUGAGUGGUCUAUAAAACAAUUCAACCAGGAGGCUGGAUUUGUCCUCUGUAUCUUGAGCCAUGGCUGGCUAAAAAAUAAAAUUUUCGCGUGCGACGGCAAGGAAUACCACUUGGACGAUGACGUCCUUUAUCCACUCUUCAGAAAUCCAACCUUAACUGGCAAGCCAAAAAUUUUAAUCGUUCAAGCCUGCAAGGGUGGACUGGUACCUGACGCGAAAAAAAUGAACUGCGACCCCUAUAUAAAGUGUUACAGCACCUCCGAGGGGUAUUUGAGCUAUCGCGAUGAAAAAAUGGGUUCGGUCUUCAUACAAACCUUGUGCAAGGAAAUGGAUAAAUAUGGUCUUACAAUGGACUUUCAGUCAAUCUUUAAGAAAGUAAAGGCUGAGGUCAAGAGAAUAUGUCAACAAAACCCUUCUGAGGAGUCGAACAAUUUUGAUGAACCCUUUUGUUUUGGAAAUUAUGUGCAAAACGCUUAAUGAAGGAUA